ACACUGCUGUCCAUUGGCGGGUGGAACUUUGGCACGUCAAGGUUCACCACAAUAUUGUCCACAUUUACCAAACGUUCAAAGUUUAUUGCUUCAGUUAUUCCCUUCCUGAGGACACAUGGCUUCGAUGGUCUUGACCUUUUCUUCUUAUACCCUGGACUGAGAGGCAGCCCUGUACAUGACCGGUGGAAUUUUCACUUAUUAAUUGAAGAGCUCCUGUUUGCCUUCAAAAAGGAGGCGCUACUCACCAUGCGCCCAAGGCUGCUGCUCUCUGCUGCUGUAUCUGGGGUCGCAGACAUCAUCCAUUCAACUUAUAAUGUGGGUCUUCUAGGAAAGUGA
Otolemur garnettii (small-eared galago) is the source of this 336-nucleotide messenger RNA. Its product is annotated as oviduct-specific glycoprotein-like. Gene Ontology annotation, cellular component: extracellular region. The annotation marks the transcript as partial. The transcript is spliced from 3 exons. Gene Ontology annotation, biological process: chitin catabolic process; carbohydrate metabolic process. Gene Ontology annotation, molecular function: chitinase activity; chitin binding. NCBI's taxonomy places the organism in Eukaryota, Metazoa, Chordata, Mammalia, Primates, Galagidae. The record is from RefSeq and is a predicted model, not a curated record.